GGAAACGCCAGAUUCUCACGCAAUGUCGACGCAUUGUUGAGGUAUCUCUCUUCUGCUUCAUUGUAUUCGCUUUCAUGGCGCCGCGAGCCUCGUCAACAUGGCUUCUGCUGUUAGCGCUUUAUUCAUUCUGGGUUUCUCUGGCCCACGCGCUCUCCGGUCAGGAACCCCUCAAAGCCGCGACUGUGGAUGGGUAUAAGUUUGGUGAAAGUAUACCAGUGACAUGUUUGAAUAGGUCCAUAGAAACGGGUGAACAUAUUAUGGACGUGAAUGGCCAGCUGCAGUAUGUACCAUUUCCGGUAUGCAGUGAAACAGGACGACCGCUGGAGCUGUUCUUCGGCGUGGAGAAAGAGCUUAAUUGCACCCUAACGUCCAUCCCGGACCCUCUCUUCCACCUCCUCGAAUUCUACAUUCACAACGACGCCCCGCUAACCUGCCGCAUUCCCUCGCGUCCCCUUCCCGCCUCGCCAACAACCGCCUACAAAGUCUCCGACCAAUCCACCCAAGAAGGCGCUAUAGGGAGCCAAUCCACCCUCUACACACCCCUCAUCAUUGCGAUUUCAGGGACUCUCCAACUUUCGCACUUACACGUCGGCAACUACCUCAACCUGCUCGUCCACGCGGCCCCAAAGUCCAUAAGCCCGGGCACCAUCGACGCCGCAGCCGCCUACAGCAUUUCCAGCCACGCACGCAACACGCGCGUCACCAUCGGCGACGACCUCCCCCUGCAAUUCUCCGUCCGCUGGUAUCCGAGCACCACGUUACCGCCAGGGUGGUCCGGGUAUGGCGGGCACGUGUAUACGAGUACGUUGAUUUAUUGCAUUUUGUCGGCGGGGGCGAGUGCGGCCGUUUGCGUGGCGUAUUUUAGGGGAGUGGAGUUGCCGAGGCGGUUGAGGAGGUAUGCGAGGGAUAAGAUUGGGGGAGGAGUGGGAGCGGGAAGGUUUGGCGGUGGCUAUGGGCUGCCAACUUCAAAUGGGAACGGGUCUGGGUAUGGAGGGUAUGGGUAUGGCGUGGGUGGCUAUGGGUAUGGUGUUGGGAAGAAGGACUAGACCAGAGGGUGAUGUCCGCUGUUGGAUGGGGAUUAGGAGCAUGGGUUGAUUCUGGGAUAUCUGGUAGGAACCCAAGUCUGCAUUAUUGCAUGGCGAAGCAUGGCAAAACGUGGAUGUUGAUUCAUGCGCAACCAGGAACAGCAGCGGCACGAACGUGCGGCGAUUCGUAUUGUACAAUGCAAUUUACAAAUCUACACCCUGACC
Messenger RNA from Westerdykella ornata, 1250 nucleotides. RefSeq lists its product as uncharacterized. The record is from RefSeq and is a predicted model, not a curated record. The transcript has 4 exons. Bases 75 to 1046 code for a protein of 323 amino acids. Lineage: Eukaryota; Fungi; Ascomycota; Dothideomycetes; Pleosporales; Sporormiaceae.